Octodon degus (degu) is the source of this 772-nucleotide messenger RNA. RefSeq lists its product as uncharacterized. The transcript has 3 exons. Lineage: Eukaryota; Metazoa; Chordata; Mammalia; Rodentia; Octodontidae. The record is from RefSeq and is a predicted model, not a curated record. The coding region runs from base 113 to 772 and encodes 219 amino acids.
GGCGGCGAGGCAGCUGCCACGGGUUUGUGCCCAGGGACAGGGAGCCUCGCUGACCCGGAGGACGCACGGACUGACGGACGGACGCAGAGGACCGGCCCCGAGCCCCCGCGCCAUGGCAGAGAGGAAGCAGUCCGGGAAGGCGGCAGAGGACGAAGAGGUCCCUGCCUUUUUUAAAAACCUGGGUUCCGGCAGCCCCAAACCCCGGCAGAAAUUUUGUGGCAUGUUCUGCCCGGUGGAAGGGUCCUCGGAGAACAAGACCAUCGACUUCGACUCGCUGUCGGUGGGCCGGGGCUCAGGGCAAGUGGUGGCUCAGCAGCGGGACGUGGCCCACCUGGGGCCCGACCCGCAGUCGCCCUACUCCCGUCAGGGCCGGCGGCCCGGCGAAGAGCCAUCUGUUGAAUCCAGCCGGAAGGUGGAGAUCCGGCGGGCCUCGGGCAAGGAAGCUCUGCAGAACAUCUAUGACCAGGCCCCGCCCGGAACGCGGCUCCGCAUCUGCACGCGCCCUCCCCGCGCGCCCCUCUCGCAGGGUGCGGCGAGGCUCACGGUGGGCGGCCGUGCGCCCACAAAGGCUGCCCGCGACUCCCUGGGCUUGGGAGCUGGGGGCUCGGAGCGCGCAGUGGAGGGGUUGCGGGAAGGCCCGCGGGCUCCCUGGGGGUCGGGAGGGGCUGGGGUUCCGAGGGUCGCUCGCAGUCCCACCUCCUCCGGUACUGCCCGCUCUCGCAUCUUGAGCUCGGAGGUCAGGACCACGGCCAGCGCCUCCCGGACGCCUUGA